AUGGCGCUGCUGAAUUAUAAAGUAUUUUGGUUAUUUUUAAUCAUUUUUAUCCAAACUACCCUAGGUCAACAAAAAUGUCCUCCUUCAUUUCAUGACGUUGGUAUAGGCAAUGUGAGACGUUGCUACAAGUUUAUCGAAGAGAAAAAGCCUUGGAUUGACGCUUUUUAUGCAUGCAGCCAAAAUUCUAGUGCUUUAGCAUCAUUCGAGAAUCAAGAUCAAUAUAAUUCGUUUAUCACCACAUUUAACUUUAUUGCACCUUUAGAGCCGUAUUGGCUUGGAUAUUAUCACGUCUAUAAUACCCCUGUCGAUGAAUAUAUACGUGUAGGAAACUUGCCUUAUAUAUACCAUAACUGGGCUAGUGGAUUUCCAACUGAUAUUCCCAAUGCACCAACCAUCUGUGCAGAAUUCUUCUCAAGUGGAGAGUGGCUAUGGUUCAGUGAAGACUGCCGGUUUAGUCGGUCAUUCUUUUGCAUGACAGAAUUAAACUUUUGUGCUGAAUAUCCAUGUAAAAAUUAUGGUACAUGCACGAAUUAUGCAAAUGGAUAUCAGUGUUCUUGUUCAUCAGAAACCACUGGAAUUAACUGUGAAACUCAGUUUGAAUAUGAUCCCUUUAAUUCCCGAAAUUAUGAGCCUAUAAUCAAGAGUUUUCUGCAUAUUUUAUGGACUUUAGAUUUCAACGAAUGCGCAUCCAAUCCAUGCGUAAAUGGUGCCAGUUGCAUCGAUCUAACCGAUAGAUACCAAUGCAAUUGUCCUCAAGGAUAUCAAGGGGAGCAGUGUCAAGAAGCGAUCAAUUAUUGUACAUCUAAUCCAUGCCAACACAUUUAUGCUACGUGUGUUAACUCACCAACUGGGUAUACUUGUAACUGUCCUCCUGAUUGGACUGGCGAGCAGUGCGAAAUAGAUGAAAAUCAAUGCCGUCUGCUUAAACCAUGCCAAAAUGGGGCCACUUGCAACCGUGUUGGCGUAACCGGCUAUACUUGCAUCUGUGCCGCAGGAUUUACAGGCCAGAAUUGUCAACAAGAUAUAAUUGACGAAUGUACCUCUAAUCCUUGCCUUUAUGGUGGGACUUGUAGCAGUUAUGGCAACCAAUAUAGUUGUACUUGUGCUAGCGGUUACACUGGAAUAAGUUGCCAAACCGACAUAGAUGAGUGUUAUUAUCAACCGUGCUACCAUGGAGGAACGUGCAUUGAUAUGGUAAACGGUUACCAAUGCGUUUGCGGUGGAGGAUAUUCAGGAACAGAUUGCGAAAUAGACGUUAACGAAUGUGCAUCUAGUCCUUGCCUCAAUUCGGCCAGCUGUGUCGAUCAGGUUAAUAGAUUUCAGUGCAAUUGUCUUCCUGGAUAUACAGGAACUAAGUGUGAAACCGAAAUAAGUGAAUGUCAAUCCAAUCCAUGCAUUAAUGGUGGCGUGUGCGUCGACCAGAUAAAUAGCUAUCAAUGUAUUUGCCCUCAAGGCUACACAGGCAAUUCUUGUGCGGAAGAUGUCGAUGAGUGUGCUUCGAAUCCUUGUGUUCAUCAAUAUGCAACAUGUGUAAAUGAAAUACAAAAUUAUAAGUGUAUAUGCCCUCCUGAUUGGACCGGGAAACAAUGUGAAAUAGAUGGUAAUUUAUGUCGAGCCGUCGAGCCCUGUCAAAAUGGAGCAACAUGUACAUAUAUUGGUAUUGGUUCGUACAAUUGUACAUGCAUAGCAGGAUAUAUUGGGGAUCAGUGUGAAAACGAUAUAGAUGAAUGUCUGUCUAAACCUUGCAAAAAUGGUGGUACUUGUAUAAACGAUGUAAAUAGCUACCGAUGUCAAUGUGUUACUGGCUAUGCUGGAUUAGAUUGUGAGAAAGAGAUAAAUGAGUGUUCUUCUUCUCCAUGCCUUAACGGAGCAACUUGUAAAGAAGAGAUAAAUGGAUAUGUCUGUCACUGCCUGUAUGGAUAUACUGGAGUGAAUUGCCAGACUGAUGUAGAUGAGUGCCGUUUUAGACCAUGUCUAAAUGGUGGUACAUGUACUGAUAUGAUCAAUGCCUAUCAGUGCACCUGCAAAUUAGGAUAUACAGGAAGCAUGUGCGAAUCAGAAAUCAACGAAUGCUUAUCACAACCAUGUCAGAAUGAUGGUAGCUGCGUAGAUAGCUUGAAUGCUUAUCAAUGCGAUUGUCUUGUAGGAUACAUAGGAGUUCAUUGUGAAACUGAUGUGGACGAAUGUCUAAGUAACCCAUGCAAAAAUAGUGGCAUUUGCUUAGAUAUGGCAAACGGCUACAGUUGCAUCUGUGGGGAAGGCUAUACAGGACACCAAUGCCAAUCAGAGAUAAAUGAAUGUAUUUCCAAUCCUUGCCUAAACAACGCAUCUUGCCAAGAUCAAGUUAACAAGUAUAAGUGCCUGUGCAGAUCUGGUUAUACAGGAACAGAAUGCCAAUCAGUGGAAAAUUUACUAAAAAAACUAGUACUACGUGUGGCUUUCGCUAAUGAGUAUACAUUGCAGCAUAAUAUAAAUGAAUGUGCGUCGCAACCUUGCCAAAAUAGCGGGAUUUGCAUCAAUGGAAUAAAUAAAUACGCUUGCAAUUGUUCAAAGGGCUUCGCCGGUGAUCAGUGUCAAUUAGACAUCAAUGAGUGCUCAUCUCAGCCAUGUCGAAAUGGGGGUACCUGCGUAAAUAAUAUCGAUAGGUACAGUUGCCAAUGUUCCGGUGGCUACCAAGGGAUAAAUUGCGAAUUCGAAAUAGACGAAUGUUUAUCAAAUCCUUGUUUAAACGAUGGAACUUGUAUUGAUUCUAAUAAUGGUUAUACAUGCAGCUGUAAAGCAGGUUUUUCAGGAGCAUUAUGUCAGUUAGAAAUCGACGAAUGUUUGUCAAAUCCGUGUUUAAACGAUGGAACUUGUAUUGAUUCGAAUAAUGCUUAUACGUGCAGUUGUAGAGCAGGUUUUUCAGGAGCAUUAUGUCAGUCUGAGAUAAAUGAAUGCAUUUCGGAACCAUGUCAGAACGAUGGUACUUGCAUUGAUGAUUUAAGUGGCUAUAUUUGUAGCUGUAGAAGUGGUUUCGUCGGUACCAGUUGUGAAAUUGAAGUUAAUGAAUGCGUACCGAACCCUUGCAAAAAUGGAGGUACCUGUGAGGAUUUGAUAGAUAGCUAUAGAUGUAUUUGUCUACCUGGCUUUGUAGGAUCAACAUGCCAACUAGAAGUUAACGAAUGCGCAUCGGAGCCAUGCCGAAAUGGCGGUACUUGUAUCGAUGACGUUAAUGGCUAUAUGUGCAGUUGUAAAAAUGGCUAUGCCGGCAUUCAGUGUGAUAUAGAUAUAAAUAAAUGUAUACCUAAUCCUUGCCGAAAUGGAGCUACCUGUUUGGAUCAAAUUGGUAAUUACUCCUGUAUUUGUCAGUCUGGUUUUUCAGGAUCUUUAUGUCAAACAGAUAUAAACGAAUGUUUAUCCGAUCCUUGCAAACACGGCGGAGUGUGCUUGGAUGAGGUCAAUGGUUACAGAUGCAAUUGCACAAAUGGUUAUGUUGGAGUACACUGCCAGACCGAUGUAGACGAGUGCUUAUCGAUUCCUUGCAAAAAUGGUGCAACUUGCAUCGACUUAAUAGAUAACUUUAAUUGCUUGUGCAAAGAUGGUUAUACUGGAACAAUCUGUCAAACGGAAAUUGACGAGUGCCUAUCUACUCCAUGUCAAAAUAGUGGGCAUUGCAUGGAUGAUAUUGCCGGUUACCGAUGUAACUGUUCGUCAGCUUUUACUGGUAUUCGCUGCGAGUCAGAAAUCAAUAAGUGUGGCUCGAAACCUUGUCUGAACGAUGGCGUUUGCAUUAACAAUGCCCGUGGUUACGCCUGCAUUUGUAAAUCAGGUUUUACAGGAACAACAUGUCAGUCAGAGCAAAAUUCAUGUCAUUCUAAUCCUUGUCGCCAUGGAGGUACAUGUCAUCCAUCGCUGAAUGGGCAUACUUGCACAUGUAAUUUCUUAUUUACCGGUAAUAACUGUGAACAAGAAAUUACCCUUAUUUCAUCAAUGUCUGCUAUUGAAUAUGAUUUCUUACCGGGAACUAUCCUGAUUAUAUGGCAAGUUUACGCUUAUGAAUUAUUGGCAAUCCAUUUUAAUUUUAGCCUUUACUAUAAGGAAAUUAAAGCAACAAAUGAUCCUCUAAAGAAAUCUCUUAAGGCUUUGGAAACUUCAAAGCAGGGAAUAAUUUAUACACAUCUACCAAUAAGGCAAGCAGGAACAUAUAUUUUUAGCGUUACCGCUCGUAAAAAGGACACUGUCCUUGCCAAUCAAUCGAUUGCUUAUGACGUUGCAGGCUCAGGACUAUUAAAUUUAAAAUCCAGCGCUGCAAAAUUAGAAGGCAAAGUAUCUCCUGUUGGAUUAACGACUGAUUUAAUCGGGCUAAUUAUUCAUGGUAGUAUUGCACUAAUCUUGGCGAUUGCCGCCAUUACGGUAGUAGUGUCUUUCGUCAACAGUACACAUAACAGGCCGCAUAGGCGUUGA
Messenger RNA from Trichoplax adhaerens, 4443 nucleotides. RefSeq lists its product as uncharacterized. NCBI's taxonomy places the organism in Eukaryota, Metazoa, Placozoa, Uniplacotomia, Trichoplacea, Trichoplacidae. The transcript is spliced from 34 exons. Gene Ontology annotation, molecular function: calcium ion binding. Bases 1 to 4443 code for a protein of 1480 amino acids. The record is from RefSeq and is a predicted model, not a curated record.